Messenger RNA from Opisthorchis viverrini, 4889 nucleotides. RefSeq lists its product as hypothetical. Bases 9 to 4241 code for a protein of 1410 amino acids. The record is from RefSeq and is a predicted model, not a curated record. The transcript is spliced from 4 exons. Gene Ontology annotation, molecular function: calcium ion binding. NCBI's taxonomy places the organism in Eukaryota, Metazoa, Platyhelminthes, Trematoda, Opisthorchiida, Opisthorchiidae. Gene Ontology annotation, biological process: homophilic cell-cell adhesion. Gene Ontology annotation, cellular component: plasma membrane.
CCACUGACAUGAUUCAACAAAUAUUCGGCCUGUUACUUGCUCUAAGCUUAAAUUCUCCGAGCAGUGGAGAGACUAUUGUGGAACUUAUCGAAGAGGCAGCACCAGGAACCGUCGUUAUUGAUAACUUGCAGCACCGUUUUCAACUCCCCUCCAGUGCAAAUUCGCAACCACCUUAUGUCGCUAUCGGAAAUCCUUCAAGUCCUGGGAUCGAUACACUAACGUUAAAACAGAAUCGAUUUGAUGGUGCCUUACAAUUGGUUGUAAAGGACGGGCAUCGCGGUCCCGAUAGGGAACAGUUAUGUGAUUCGCGACAUAUUGAGACAACUGUGCCAUCUCCCGGAUGUGAUAUUCCUCUGGUGAUCCUGUACGGGGAUAGACAAAACCCAUCUUAUGCGAAAAUAACCUUACGUAUCUUCGAUGUUAAUGACAAUGCCCCAAUGUUCGAUACGAACGACCAAUUUGAGGUGCGCAUACCUGAAGAUGCUGGACCGACCGACACAUUGGAAAAAAUACCUGCGUAUAAAGCAUACAACAGGAUUGAAAAAGUCGGUAACUCUAUUCCCCUCCCAAUUGCCUACGACAAUGAUCUUCCACCUAACGGAGUCAAAUCUUAUCGUUUAACCUCAGUACUGGGACAAGAAAUGGAUGAUCCCCUUGUAGUUCUCGUAAACAAUGGUACCGAUAUCCCACACACGUCCAGAUAUACCGCAGACUACGAAAUUAUUCAUACUCCCGCGUUAAAAGUUAUCCGGCCUCUGGAUAGAGAAAAGAAGAGUGACUACUGGUUCCACUUACUAGCUAUUGACGGGGGAAAUCCACAGCGCACCGGAACGUUAACCAUACAUCUCAGACUAACUGAUUUAAAUGAUAAUGCACCAAAGUUUUCCAAGCCAAUCUACCACCAACCAACAUUUACGAUCAACCCAGAUUCAUACGAUCGUACAUUGAGGACUGAAGUAGUUCGAAUACCAGAAACGAUAGCCGUAGGAUCAAACAUUGUUACCCUUACUACAGAAGAUGCGGAUGAAGGACAGAACGCAGAGAUGAACUAUCGAAUAAGGGAACCGCUAAAUAAUGAAAGGGAUAUGGCCGUCCAUAGAAGCUUUACUUUAAUACGUUCAAACCAGAGUGUGACUUUGAAAACUGUGAAACCGCUGGACGCAGACAACCAGCAUGGAAAGUUGUGGAUAGACAACAAUGGUGAACUCUUCGGAACAAUGCUACAAUUGACUGUAGAAGCUGUAGACUCCGGUGUCCCACCUUUCUCCACAUCUAUCACGAUCCACCUUCUUUUGGAAAACGUUAACGACAACCAACCGGAAAUCGCUGUACAGUUUACUAAUCCAUUACCGGCAGUGGUGUAUGGAAAAGUUAACAACCAAACCAACUGGAUAGGAAGUUUAAAGGAGAACCAGCUUGGUCCGAUUACCAUCGCACACCUCACCGUCACUGACAAAGACCUCAUACAGCAACCAACAAGAGAAAGUGUGCAAUGUGAAACUAAUGAUACGAGAUUUGCACUGGAAAAGCUUCCCUCACUUUCCUCAAGUGGGACUGAAGAUCAGUCAAGGGUGACUUCCACAACCCAAUCAUUGUACUUUUAUCGAAUGUUCGCGACGAAGCCAGUCGACAGAGAGGAACAAGAGUGGGUGUAUGUCCAUAUCGCGUGCCUUGACAAUAUGAGCCCAAUCAACACACAGUAUGGAAAUUUAAGGCAUCUCAAUACAUAUGCGUCUUCGAUUCAGCUCACUGGAACGGUGGUUGUCUCUCUAAAAAUUCUUGAUAUAAAUGACAAUGCGCCAAAGUUUCAGAGGGACACUUACGAGUUUAGUGUGCCUGAAACUUCAUCAAAUCCAUCUAUUUACUUGACGAAGUUCGUACCUGAUGAUAAUCGAAUAACGGUUGGUCAGGUACAAGCAUUGGAUGCAGAUUCAGGAAAAAACAGUGAAGUGGAAUAUCGUCUUAUUGCAAAUUCACAUGAAGCUUUUCAGCUGGAUAUGAAGAAAGGUACGCUUUGGAGAGUUGGAACACUGGACAGAGAAAAGGAGGCUGAGGUAGAACUACGGAUAGAGGCACGUGAUCUAGGUCUUCCGCAACUUUCCAGUACAUGUAUCGUAAAAAUUGAAAUCCUUGACGUGAAUGAUCAUGCACCCUACUGGAUAACUACAAUUGCCGAUGAAGACAUGGCAGGCCAUCAUCUUGGAAGAUCUGAAGAUGGUGUAUUUUAUUUUUCCAUAUCGGAGGACAUGGAGAUCGGUCAGACUAUUGGCUCAAUCAGAGCUGUAGAUAUUGAUGGCCUCAUUGAUAGUGAACCUAUCCAACUUAACCAAGGUGAAUUACCUUACGCCCUGCAAAGAUCAGUCAAGAAAAAGUUGAAUAACAUGGACACUAAACUUACGUAUAAUCUGGAAUCUGUUGAAGAUGCGAUGGCGUUUUCGAUCAAUAAACACACUGGAGAGUUGAGAUUAAGUCGUAAGCUGGAUCGUGAGACUCGAGCACACUAUGAACUCAGAGCAUUCGCUGUGGACAGUCCCUCUCCGCGGAUAAUAACAAAGAAUCGCCAAAUACAUCACUGGGACACAGUCCCGAAACACCGUUUCACCGCAACAGCAACUAUCAUCAUCACAGUUUUAGACGUUAAUGAUAAUGUGCCUCAGUUCGAAACACCUCUUGCAGGACAAGAAUUCCACAUGGAACCGGGAAGUCCCCUCUUCACGCCAGGCACAACAUUGUUUACUGCAAAGGCGCACGAUGCUGAUCAUGGCGAAAAUGCCACUGUUAGAUAUGCCUUGGAAGGAGACGGUUACGGCAUCGUGGAGAUUGAUGCUACCACAGGGAUGUGUUAUGUGCGCGAACCUAUGCAUCGAAAUAAGCUAAUCAAACUGCUGGAAGCAAAUAAAUUACCUCUUACAGAACACAUUCAGAAGGUCAACUACAAACAAUUCCCCUCGAGCACUGACCAGAAAACUCAGCUAAAACACCCAUCUGAAAUGCGCUCAAUCGCUCUCAGCCUGGUAGUGGUUGCCUAUGAUCUUGGACGGCCGACGCAGCUAAACAGCUCUAGGAUGGUGCAGCUAGUCUGGAAUGGUGAAAAUACAAAAGACCUACACACAAUCUAUUCAAAAACUGCAAAUCUCGGUGUAGAUUAUGGUCAUACAAUGUGGUUCGGUGGUAAACCGAACGGAACAGAGCGUCUGCUCAUUCCUUUGGUUGUUGGAGCAGUAGUGCUGUUGAUCAUUGUUUUUCUCAUCCUGUUUAGUGUCGCUCGUUAUCGGAAGCAGACAAAUACACGUCUAUCAAACACAUUUCAAGGCACUAGUAGAACGAAACAGCGAAAGCCCGGAAACAAUCCACAACUCGAACAGAUUCCCACUUGGAAAUGGUGCACUUGCAUAAACUCUGAUAUUAGAAAGACAGAUGAAUUGACGCAUCCCGAUAGCGUGGACAGUGCAGUUCAAGAGCGCUCUGGGAAAAUAACAUCAAGUAUAGUUGUUUCAACGCCAGCUGGUGAAUACAAGGCCAAGUUUGGGACGCAAGAUCGAGGAGAAAGGUGCAAGACAGCCAUGGAUUUCGCAGCUCCAAGGUCGGCUCAAUCCUACCUACCAGAUUGUAUACCAACAUCCGAACUGGAAAUGGCGGAGACUAUUGAACGCAGCCAAAUUGGACAUUUGCUAGUCACUCCGAGCAAAUUAUAUCCAAACACUUCUGAAUGGAAACUCAAUCGUGCACGAUACAAUGGGUCUACUCUUUCACGAGCAUAUUCGGAAGAAUCUCUGAGGAUCUCUCGACCAUCCGAUGUCGGCUACACAGCAUUAUGUGCAUACCCGUCAAUGAAUCCAGAAAAUCCAUUAUGCCACCCCUCGAAACUGAACACAACCCUCACCGAAAUGUAUUACAAUGGACAGCAUAGGCCAGAUCACGCCCAGUUCGCUCCGUACGCAUACCACAGACCCCAGUGUGUAUCCGUCAACCCAGAGACCAGAAUACCUACAGCGGCAAUUCGAGGCCCAUCUGCAUCGUUCUACAGUCCGCUCAGCGUGGUGACCUCUCAGUUCCCGUAUCCAACGUUUCGGCCCGCUGAAUAUGCCCUAAGUCCCACGGAGCCAGACAAUGUAUCAUAUGAACACUACGAGUUAGAAGAACCGACAGACGGGACGGACGGAACAAAAUCAAAAGCACAUUCCGGUAGUGGUUGGAAGCCCAAACUUUCGGAUGCAUACGCAGAAAACACAUUCGUCUGAUGGUUGCUUGACUGGCAUUUUAUUCUUAUUAAAUAUGGCUUUUCUCUUGUCUUUUUAUAUCACGUUAUGAAAACCUAUUGGUAAACCGAAUUGUGCCUUCUAACAACAUAUGUCAAGCGUUUGGGGGAUCAUAGAAGCUAACACGAUAGGUAACAAGACACUCAUGGAUCGUGCGACGGAGAUAUGACAGCCUUACAAGAUGGGCUGUGUUACAAAUAUUGAUCGUAUGCGUGCCUCUUGGAAGUUAGAACUCACACAUUAAUGGCCUCGUGUACCGUUGCAGCAGUUUAAAAAUGAUACAUGUCGUUCACGGAGUAUGGAUAAUAGUUGACCUCAUCAAGAGGGGCUGGUACAAUAGAACACACGCUUUACAAACCUUGUGAUGCAGUAUGUCCCUGAGGUCAGCAUAAACAACUAGUCUCACAAAGCCCAAGAAUAACUCGAAGUAACAAAGUCCUUUACCCUCAGACUGUAACAAUUUUAUGGACCAAAUCAGCCCAAAAUAGUUUGUUUGCGGAUUUUGUUUAGGGAAGGAAGAGGGAAUUUUACAGGUGUCUUCAGUGAAGCUCGUUGUCGCGUUGUAACGUCUGUUCCCAACUUCAUGUCCUCUUUGUUGACAUGGCAACCCAUGUAGACGAAAUACCGCUU